Caenorhabditis auriculariae is the source of this 3964-nucleotide messenger RNA. Lineage: Eukaryota; Metazoa; Nematoda; Chromadorea; Rhabditida; Rhabditidae. The record is from the annotation of a GenBank genome assembly.
AUGCCAGUAUCAGAAGACGACGUAAAACAAAGACUUCAGUCUCUGGAACCCAGCCACCUGGUUCGAUUCUAGUUUUAUGAAAUUUUUAUCCAAUCUUUUUUAGAAAGUCGUUGAUCAGUCCGACGGUUGUGGGGCCAAAUUUUUGAUUGAAGUCGUUUCUGAACAAUUCAACGCCAAGACAACUCUUGCCUCCCAUAGGUUUGUAAAAAGUAAUUUAUAAUAUUUAUUCAAUGAAGUUAUAAUUUCAGAAUAAUCUACGAAAAGCUGGCUGACGUUAUGGACACGAUCCACGCAGUCGAUAUUUCAACUUAUUCGCCAGAAAAAUGGGAACGAUUAAAAAACGCUGCUUGAACAUUUUUUUUAUUGAUUACAUGUACACUUUGACUGGUAAUUUUCAAAUAAACCUGUACUUUUAUUUUGUUCUUUUCGGUUUGGAACCCGUAAAACUCGUCUUGUAUUUCAGUUUUUUUUUCGUUUCAAAAUGCCAUUCUAACCUUUUGAAGAUGUUCGCCGUUCAUUUUGGCCAAGUAUUCCAGAAAUGGCGAUCGAACAGCGGCGGCAACAGCAAGGAGAACGAGGAGACGGAGGAAACCGAGGAGAUUGACGAUGGAGUUUGAAAAAGAAGGGAAAAAAAGGAAAAUUUGAAAAUUUAGAUUGAUAUAGCGACGAGGAAGGCUUUCAACUCGGCCGCUGUUUAUUUACCCAAUGUUAUAGGAACUUUGGAUCGAACCGACACUCUGCAAUUUUAUGGACUGUAUAAGCAGGCCUGUUGCGGGCCUCCAGGUAGGUAAUUAUUUAGAAUGGUGUUCGAAAUAACUGCACCAAGUUCAAAAUUUUCUCUGACUCUUCAAAAUUUAGUUAUCCUUCACAUUUUCUGACGGCUUUUGUAUUUCACGAAAUCACUCUGAAAACGAUAUGAGAAAAUUGAGUGAAAUCGCUUUUUUGUUUCGUUUUUUUUUCGAAGUAUUUUUUCAAAACUUUUUUUAACGUUUUUUUUUGGCUUCAAGCUUACAUGAUUGGAGGCUCUCAAAUGUGCAAAAUGAAACAAGUUUGCUUGGAAACCAUCCAAAUGCCUUAAAAGUGCAAAAAGUUUCACAUUUUCUCUUUUUUUCUGUGUUUAUAACUUUCAAGCUUAAUUUUGAUAGAAAAAACACUUUUCAAUCAUUUUUCUCCAACAAUAUGUCUGUUCGGAAAUCUUCGCUAGGAGUUAAAAAGAGCGAAAAAAAGUUCGUAGAGGUCUUGACACGAAAAGCCUUUAUCACUUCGUCUGCGCUCUCCAUUCUCAUUUUUUCAUCGUGUCAAGACCCUUUAUUCGAUGGCUCAAGCCAGCCUAUGUAGUGUUUGAAGUAAUUUUCGCAAGUUCAAAGUUAUCUCUGACUUUCCAAAAUUCAGUUAUCUUUUUCUUUCUCUGACGGUUAUUUUUGAUUUCGCAAAAUUCCUUUGAACACGGAAUUUCGAAGCUUUUUCACUACACAGAACGAAUUUAUAAACAGAUUUUAGGGUUCUCGAAGUCAAGUUUUGAAAAGACUUUGAAUAUCGAAAAAUAUUCAGACGAGUCGCAACGCCCUUCCUGGUAUGAUGUCCAAUCGCGCGCCAAGUUCGAAUCCUGGCUCAUGAACAAGAAUUUGACGCGCGAAGAGGCGAUGCACGCCUACUGCGAGAAGCUCCGAUAUCAUGCUCCUGACUGGAAUCCGGCGACUUGUUCGGGAGUCCAUGGCUGGGGAAAUAAGCCUAGUCGGAUGGCCGAUAUCGAGGUUUUUUGCAAAAUAUUUUUUCUUCUUUGAAAACAAGUCUCACGCAUUUAUCUCCCCUUAUGAAAAAUAUUUUUAUUUGAAGGAUGUUGAAACUUUAAUGCAGAUUUAAAGCCUUAAGAAUAAUUUUAAUUAAAUGGCCACUGGACAAAGUUUUAAAAAAAUUUCUCAUGUCAUUGCGGUUUUUUCUAAAUUUCAAAUCAUUUAAUCUUGCUAAAAUUAUCCUUUUAACCGUUUUUUUCUACUCAACGGAAAUUUCUAACAGUAUAUUUUUUUGCAAAUACAAAAAUGUUCGAUUUUUUUCACGCAUUUUUUUCGGCCUUCUUUUUGCAAAUUUUGUGAAAAAAAUUUUUUUAGUCGAUUUUUUUGAGGUAAGAAUCAGGUGUAAUUUUUCCGGUAGUUAAGUGAAAAUAUGAUUGUCAGACAUUUUCCCGAGAUAUUCUAAUUUUUAAAUAGUUUCUGCUUUUUUUAUAACACUCUAUUCCAAUCAAUUCUCUGAAAGCUUUUUUAAGAUUUUCACGAAAUAUAUUUUUUCCAGGCGUUUUCCCGAGAUCCUCUGACCUCUAAGUAGAUUCUGCUUCUCAUAAUGUUCUCAAUUUUUUUUUCAAUUCCAGAAGACAUUCGAAAAUCAAAAAAGUCGUGAUUUUACGGAAUAUUUCCUUCAGACAUUUUCCCGCGAUAGCUUAGUCUUGAAAUAAAAUUCGAGCCAAAUUUAUUUGAAAAACUUCUUUCAAAAACAAUUUUUACGAAUUUUUACCGUUCAUUCCCUAGAGCGACUACGAAAACGUCCCGCACGUCCAAGAGACGCGAGUUGAAACUCCGGUGGAGCGCGAAUGGUUCAUGGCGAUGCAAAACGACGACGUGGACAAGAUGAGACGGCUUUUAGCCAAGGACUCGGCUCUCUUGGAAGCCACGGAUCAGCAUCUUGGGGUUUUUUCCGGUUAUAUUGUCGGAAAAUUCAAGAAUCCUGUAGAUGACUGCUCUGUUGUCGGCGGUGGACCGUGGAUGCGAGAAAGUCAUCGAUUUCCUCAUUAUGAACGGCGCCAACGUCAACGCUACCGACUCUUACGGCUCGACCCCAUUGCAUUUCGGUACGUAUUCAGAAGUUUUCAGAAGGUUGAUGGAGACCUUGAAGUCCCUUUGAAACCAUAGAUGGGCAAAUACAGAACUCAAUCAGGCCGGGAGAAGGGGUUGUAAACUUUUUGGAAAAAGCAGGAAUAAAAAAAAUCAAAUUCGAACCUCAGGGAGGUAGUUUUGGCCAAACUGAUACAAGCUUUAGCCUCCGGGAGGUCGUAUUAACUUUAAUUUAGGAUAUCUUGGGAGGAGGGGUCGGUGGCCUUGAAAAAUAGGUUUGAAACAGUUCAAAAUAAAAUUGAGACUGUAAUUUGAAAAUUAACGCCCUUGAAGCCAUUGAUCCCUACAGAAGUACAUCAAAAAUCAUUUUUUGUUCCUCAAAUAAAAAGUUGAGUUCCAGGAGUCCCUAAUAGAAUGACUGCACUAACUACCGAGGAAAGCUGUAGUAGGUCCUAUAGGGAGAAAAAAACCCCCUACAAAUGUAUACUAAAGGGCCCCCUAUUUGACUCCCUAAAUCUCAACUUCCCAGGGCUCACUUCAGGUUUUCCCCGUAACGAACUUUCGGCUCUUGCUUGAAUUAGCGGUUUUUGGUCAUUAUUCUCUCAAUUUGCAAUCUUUGAAGGUUCAUAGUUUUGUCACAAGUUCAACCAGGGGCUAAAAAUGUUCUCUAGCGAGUUUUUUGACAAAUACUGAUAGGAUAAAUCCAAAACAAGGAUUUUUUUGACCAUAGAAAUUCGAAAAGUUGCUCUUAGUCCGUUUUUCGCGACUUGAAAGUGUGGGACUUCUCUGCGCCCUCUUUAUCUUUCGUCUCUCUCUUAUUUACGUGCUGUUUCCAUGUUCCUCUGGCCUCGCAGGUGAGGGAACAGAGAGACGCAGACACGCGAAAACUGUCAAUUCGCGACGGACGCACUAUAAUAUCUCAAAACUUUUUUUUUUCCCAAAUCCCAGAUUGAAACUGUCAAGGGAAUUUUUUGAGUUCGAAUUCGAUAUGUUUUCCUUCAGCCGCCCAGUGCCACAGAGUUCGCGCCGCUGAGCUUCUUUUGGGCGCCGGCGCGGCCAAAAACGUCCAAGAUGCCGACGGGAAAGUCCCAGCCGAGUGCUGCGACGACGCCUUCUUGUCCCAGCUUCUUCGUCCUUAA